CCAUCACAUGGUGGAAAUUUCCACGCGCUCCUCCCAGUGAAACGGGUUUGAUCUCGAGGAGCGACGCCAGUUUCUCUUCAUCCUGCGAGAUUUGCGCUGAUUCCUUCAGGAUCCAGCUCUUUUCCCGGAGACGACUCGUCCCUCACGGCUGUAGACAUGGACCGCAUGGAGCUGAAGAACGUGAACACUGAGGCGGACGACGAGAGCAGUGUGGACGAUCGAGACAUGGAGCCCAUCGAUUCAGAGAAAGCCACUAUCAACAGCCAGUUUCUGGACGAAGAGGACGCAGAGAGUCAGAAGUUCCUCACCAACGGGAUGAUGAAGAAGAAGAAAUAUGAGGAAGAAUAUCACCCGGGUCACGCGUCGUUUGGGAUGUCCGUCUUUAACCUCAGUAACGCCAUCAUGGGCAGUGGAAUUCUGGGACUGUCCUUCGCCAUGGCCAACACCGGCAUCGUACUGUUCAUAAUCCUCCUGCUGGGAGUGGCUAUCCUGUCGCUGUACUCCGUUCACCUGUUACUCAUGACGGCCAAAGAAGGAGGAUCGCUGAUCUACGAGACGCUCGGAGAAAGAGCGUUCGGAUGGCCGGGAAAAAUGGCGGCGUUUGGAUCUAUAACUCUGCAGAACAUAGGAGCCAUGUCCAGCUACCUGUUCAUAGUGAAGUACGAGCUGCCGGAGGUGAUCCGUGCGUUCCUCGGGCUGGAGGAGAGCUCCGGUGAAUGGUACCUGAACGGGAAUUACGUGGUGGUGCUCGUGUCCAUCGGCGUCAUCCUCCCGCUGUCCAUGCUGAAAAACCUCGGGUAUCUCGGCUACACCAGCGGCUUCUCUCUCUCCUGCAUGGUGUUCUUCCUGGGCGUGCUGAUCUAUAAGAAGACGAUCCUCCCUUGUCCUCUUCCGUUCUUCUACCAGCACGGCUCCAACAUGAGCGUGAACGGGUCGGACGCGCUGGGGUUACACACACUUCAGAACGCCUCGGCGCUGGCGUAUAUCUCUGAGGCGUCGGUCAACGGACCUCAUCUGGACCCUCACGCCACGACCUAUGACCCCGCGCACAGCCCGGUCGAGUUCACACACCACCCCGACGACCACGAGGACAUGUGCACACCCAAAUACUUUGUGUUCAACUCACAGACCGCUUACACACUUCCCAUCCUCGCCUUCGCAUUCGUGUGUCAUCCUGAAGUUCUGCCCAUCUACAGUGAACUCAAAGAUCGCUCUCGGAAGAAGAUGCAGGCAGUGUCGAACCUCUCCAUCUUAGCCAUGCUGGUGAUGUACCUGUUCUCCGCCCUGUUCGGAUACCUCACGUUUUACGAUCACGUGGAGGCAGAGCUGCUGCACACCUUCAUCAAGGUCUACAAGUUCGACACGAUGCUCCUGAUGGUGCGUCUGGCUGUGCUGACGGCGGUGACCCUCACCGUUCCCAUCGUGCUCUUCCCUAUUCGUUCGUCGGUCAUCACGCUGUGUUUCGCAGGGAAAGAGUUCAGCUGGAUCCGACACUUCCUCAUCGCUGCCGCCGUUCUGGCCUUCAACAACGUCCUGGUGAUCUUCGUGCCCACCAUCAGAGACAUCUUCGGCUUCAUCGGCUCGUCUGCGGCCACCAUGCUCAUCUUCAUCCUCCCCGCGGCCUUUUACCUGCGGCUGGUCAAGAGCAUCCCGCUCAGAUCUCCUCAGAAAAUAUCUGCAGCCAUUUUCCUGGUGUUUGGCGUGUUCUUCAUGAUCGUCAGUUUGUCUCUGAUCGCCCUGGACUGGAUCCACAACCCGCCCGGCUCUAAAGGUGCUCACUAACCCCGAAGCCCUCGCCAUCCCGGAGAUCAUCUCAGAACACACACCUCUCUCUCCAUCUCUCUCCCUCUCGCCUGUCGUUAUCAGUCCUCCGCUGUGUUUUCUCAGCACUCGGAUCUCUGCGCUCUCAGAUAGACGGUCCAUCGCUCAUUAUGAAUGUGAAAGAUGGAGAGAGAGAUUGCUUCAUCAAAUAAGCACUUCUGGACUUUUAUCAAGGCACGUCAACAAAGUUUUCAUAAUCACGUUUGCCUUCAUUAGCUGACUUUAUUGGUCACUGAUAGUUAGUUUGUUGAAUAGUUCACUCAAACAUGAAAAAACAAGUAAAUGGUGACGAUUUUCAUUUUUGAGUGAAUUAUUUGUUUAAUAUUAUCGUUUGAAUCAUAUUUCCUCUUUGAGAGGGAGGGGGGGAGGUCCAAUUAUACUAUUUUUGUACCAAAAUGAAGGUUGUGCGAACAGUCAGUCCACAAAAGCUCAAACUGAUGCAUAAACCCAGACCCGCAAAGCUGAACCACUUCCUGGUGAGAUUUCGGACUCCGUUCUCUUCAUCUGGAGGAUUUUAAAGUGUCCGUCAGUGAACUGAACGUUGGAUGCUUGCAUGCUUUUUUCCAAGUCGAGAUGUUUGAUCCACCGAAUGCCACACCAAAGGGGCAAUGCAGCGUUUUUUAUGAGAAUCUGCAUCCGCUGACUCAUUAAUUACAGUUUACUCGUGCGCAGGCCCUGACCUGAUGUUAAAGAGGACCUAUUCUGCUUUAUUACAUGUUCACUUCAUCAUUCUCUAGGGUGUAAUGUUGCUGUUUGAGCAUGAAAAGAGAGUUAUUCUCUAUAUCAGUGAAACGCCUCUAGUCUCGAGUUUCGUCACAAUAUUCCUCAUUAUAAUAAUUAAUGCGCAGGAUAAAGGGGCGGGGCCUGGUUGAGUUAGUUAGUAGUGUGUU
This is a messenger RNA of Pimephales promelas (fathead minnow), 2711 nucleotides long. RefSeq names its product solute carrier family 38 member 4 (gene slc38a4). Gene Ontology annotation, biological process: amino acid transmembrane transport. Gene Ontology annotation, molecular function: L-amino acid transmembrane transporter activity. The record is from RefSeq and is a predicted model, not a curated record. Gene Ontology annotation, cellular component: plasma membrane. NCBI's taxonomy places the organism in Eukaryota, Metazoa, Chordata, Actinopteri, Cypriniformes, Leuciscidae.